AUGAAGCCAAAUUUCUCGAGUUUUCUCGAGUUCGAGAAAGCUCGAGCAGAAACCCUAGUUGGCAGGUUGAAGCAAAAACCUCGAAAAACGGCCAAACAUUUAUUCGACGACUCUGAAGAGGAAUCAGUUAAUAAACCAACUAAAUCAUCAGCGAAAAAGUCGUCUACCAAACGCAAGUCAGCAGAGAGCUCGAGUGGAGACAAACGAACUCGAACCUCAGGGUGGAAGCUGGACUUGGACGACGACGCGGACGUCGAGAGCAGUCGCGCGCGCAGCCAGCCCGGCCGCCUGCAGUCCGUGCUGACGCGCCGAGUGGCCGACGGAGUCCUGCGCCGCACCGCCUCUCUGCCUGGGGAUCUCUUCGUGGAGUUGCGCCUCUACAACGCGGACGAGAUACGAGCUGUGCAGCCGAAAGAUGGUUGGGAGAAGGCGAAUUUACUCUUAGAACUAAUGACUCUAACAAAUCUGAGCUAA
Molecule: messenger RNA, 474 nt
Organism: Ostrinia nubilalis (European corn borer)
Lineage: Eukaryota; Metazoa; Arthropoda; Insecta; Lepidoptera; Crambidae
Exons: 3
Coding region: 1-474 (157 amino acids)
Source: RefSeq, a predicted model, not a curated record